AUGAACUCCAUCAACCAUCAACUCCCACAACCAUCAACUCCCACAACCAUCAACUCCCACAACCAUGAACUCCAUCAACCAUCAACUCCCACAACCAUCAACUCCAUCAACCAUCAACUCCCACAACCAUCAACUCCAUCAACCAUCAACUCCCACAACCAUCAACUCCAUCAACCAUCAACUCCCACAACCAUGAACUCCAUCAACCAUCGACUCCCACAACCAUCAACUCCAUCAACCAUCAACUCCCACAACCAUCAACUCCAUCAACCAUCAACUCCCACAACCAUCAACUCCAUCAACCAUCAACUCCAUCAACCAUCAACUCCCACAACCAUGAACUCCAUCAACCAUCAACUCCCACAACCAUGA
Molecule: messenger RNA, 372 nt
Organism: Knipowitschia caucasica
Lineage: Eukaryota; Metazoa; Chordata; Actinopteri; Gobiiformes; Gobiidae
Source: the annotation of a GenBank genome assembly